Syngnathus acus (greater pipefish) is the source of this 3038-nucleotide messenger RNA. RefSeq names its product alpha-1,6-mannosylglycoprotein 6-beta-N-acetylglucosaminyltransferase B (gene mgat5b). Bases 389 to 2764 code for a protein of 791 amino acids. Gene Ontology annotation, biological process: protein N-linked glycosylation. The record is from RefSeq and is a predicted model, not a curated record. Gene Ontology annotation, molecular function: alpha-1,6-mannosylglycoprotein 6-beta-N-acetylglucosaminyltransferase activity. Lineage: Eukaryota; Metazoa; Chordata; Actinopteri; Syngnathiformes; Syngnathidae. The transcript is spliced from 18 exons. Gene Ontology annotation, cellular component: Golgi apparatus.
GCUUUGUUGUCAUGUUUGCUCUCCUUUUACAGUGUGACUCGCUAGAUGGCGCUACAAGCCGGCUCCUGUGUUUUUCUUUCACGCCUGUCGUGUGGUGUUCAUGCCCUCCGCAGACCGCUCUAAGUCCCGGAGCACACUGGAUGCAAGGCUAAUAUUCACGCAGUGUACCGCGUGAGGUGGAUCUAGCGUCACCCGGAGACACCGAGCAGAAGAAGAAGUUGCAGCCCGACCGGCGUGGUGUGGAUCAGAGCAGAGAAGCGUGGAAGGAAGUUGUGUGUGUUUUUUUUUUAGGGACACUCUGGCUGCCACUUGCCCGAUUUAAAGUCAUGCGUUCGAGUCCUGCGCUCCUCCGCACACACCGCACGGUGAAUGGACACGCGCGUGCACAAUGAUGAGCAGCGACAUUUCCAUGAUGACGAGGAGAUGUCUUCUCACUUACAAACCGUUCAGGAUUUUCGUGGCAGGGAUUGGCUUCUUCAGUUUGUGCUUUCUAAUGACUUCUCUCGGGGGCCAGUUCUCAGCCAAGCGACCCUCCGAUUCCCCUUUCACCACACGGGCAGAAGUAUUUGGUGGUCAAGAAUCUCGAGGUGUGCUCAGGAAAAUCAGUGACAUGCUGGAAGUCAUUCUGAAGCGGAUAGACACUCUGUCUAGACUUGGUAACACCACUGAAAGCCACAAACUGGAUGAACUUGCCUCCGUCCUUGACAGAAUUCAGCCGAUAGGUCUGGUGGAACGGAUCCAGGCCAUAGCCCAAAACAUGUCGGACAUGGCAGGCAGGGUGGAGCAGCUUCUACAGCGCAGUAUGGCCAGCAAAAGAGUUAAAGAAGGAACAUUCGGACAGUGUGACAUUCCUAAAGACCCUCAUUACCCAGACUGCCCCGGCAAGAUGGACUGGAUGCGUGCCCGUUGGACCUCUGACCCGUGCUACGCCUUUUACGGAGUCGACGGCUCCGAUUGCUCUUUUCUCAUCUACCUGAGUGAGGUGGAGUGGUUCUGCCCCCCACUGGCCUGGAGGAACCAAACUGCGACACCCACCUUGAAACCACCACCCAGAAAACAAGCUGUUUUCCGGUUUGACACCGGCGCUCUGCUGGAGCAGGUGGGCACCGGGAAAGAGUCUUUAAACUUCAUGAAGAGACGAAUACGCAGGCUGGCAGCGCAGUGGGCUUCUGCUGCCCGACGGCUUGAUGACAAGCUGCGGAGCCACUGGAGGGAUGAGAAGCGGAUUCUCGUCCACGUGGGAUUUCUGACAGAGGAGUCCGGCGAUGUUUUCAGCCCCAAAGUGCUGAAAGGGGGUCCGCUGGGUGAGAUGGUGCAGUGGGCCGACAUCCUCACCGCUCUCUAUGUGCUUGGACAUGACCUCAAGAUCUCCGUUUCUGUCAAGGAGCUCCACGGGCUUUUGGGAGUCCCUCCAGGGAGAGGAAGCUGCCCUCUGACCGGCCCUCUGCCCUUUGACCUCAUCUACACAGACUACCACGGCCUCCAGCAGAUGAAGCAGCACAUGGGGCUGUCACUAAAAAAGCACAAGUGCCACAUCCGUGUGAUUGACACUUUUGGCACGGAGCCGGCUUACAACCACGAGGAAUAUGCCACUCUGCAUGGUUACAGAACCAACUGGGGCUACUGGAACCUGAACAGCCAACAGUACAUGACCAUGUUCCCUCACACCCCAGAUAAUUCUUUUAUGGGAUUUGUGGCGGAGGAAUUAAAUGAUACUGCAAGACUGAACAUCCAGAAAAGCAAAGUGAACAACAUGGCUGUCGUCUAUGGCAAAGAAGUCAGUAUGUGGAAGCUUCACGGUAAGGAAACAUUCCUGUCCAUCCUGCAUCGCCAUAUGGAGAUCCAUGGGACGGUGUACUAUGAAACACAGCGUCCCCCAGAGGUGCCCGCCUUUGUGAAGAACCACGGCCUUCUCCCUCAGCAGGAACUGCAGCAGCUGCUUCGGAAGGCUAAGCUGUUCAUUGGAUUCGGCUUCCCAUAUGAAGGUCCCGCUCCUUUGGAAGCCAUCGCCAAUGGCUGCAUCUUUCUGCAGCCCAAGUUUAGCCCUCCUCACAGUUCUCUCAACCAUGAGUUCUUCAGAGGGAAGCCCACCUCCAGGGAGGUGUCUUCUCAGCAUCCCUAUGCAGAGCAGUACAUCGGCAAGCCGCACGUCAUUACAGUGGACUUUAAUAACUCCGAAGAGUUCGACGCAGCCAUCCGUGACAUCGUAAAGAGUAACGUGGAGCCAUUUUUGCCGUACGAGUACACUUGUGAGGGCAUGCUGGAAAGAGUCCAUGCCUAUAUUCAGAACCAGGAUUUUUGCUCUCCUGAAGCUUCGUUUCCUCCAGUAAACGCUUCGAGGAUAUGGCAAGGCAGCCCACUGGCUCCUUUCAUGUUGCUGCCCAACUCCAGCCUCCUAACUUGGGCGUCCAACGUCACCUCGUACACAUCCUGGCCCCCCCUGGGUGCCCUGCAGCUCUUGGCUUCGUUGCAGGGAGAGUCGUGUGUGAAGGCCUGCCAGGAUGCGGGCUUAAUCUGUGAACCUGCCUUGUAUCGCUUCAUCAACAUUAAGGAAGCCUUUAAUGCGCUGGACUUCCAAUGUGCAGGACUGGAGUCGGAGAUGAAUCACCUCUUUCCCGCCUUCUCAGCAGAACAUGCAGAAUGUAGCCUGCAGCAAGACCCGCUGCUGUUCAGCUGUGCAGGUGCCAGCAUUAAAUACCAACGCCUUUGUCCCUGUAGAGACUAUCGAGAUGGCCAGGUGGCCUUGUGUAGAGACUGUUUGUGACUGGCGACACCUGCUUCAGUUAUCCCAGGAGAUUCUCUCCGACUGGGUAACUUGUGGUCUUGCUCAAACGUUUUGACAUGAGCCACCUUGAAAAAAAUCCUUUACAAUCUGGAUGGAGAAGAAAAAAAAAAAAACCUCAGGGACUUGCAUGAUUGUACUUUAUAUUUGUCGGGCUUUGAGUCUCAGUCGAAAGGUUUACGUGUGUGCUUUAGGACCAUAUGAAAGUUAUUGAUCGUAAAUGUCUGUGAGCUUACAAAUGAAUUUCCAUGCAAGU